Messenger RNA from Rotaria sp. Silwood1, 303 nucleotides. Lineage: Eukaryota; Metazoa; Rotifera; Eurotatoria; Philodinida; Philodinidae. The record is from the annotation of a GenBank genome assembly.
AUGUUAUAUUCUUACGAAGCUGAAGAAUUAUCAAAAAAAUUUAUGGAACAAAAUAUUGAAUUACAACAUGAAAUUGAAACAUUUCGUUCUAAACUUGAUUAUAUUGUAACAUAUAUUAAUCAAAAAUUGGAUCAACAAAAAACAACAACAACAACAACAUUAUCAUCUUUAUCUAUACAUCAAUUAGUAUUUGAAACUAUGCAACAAACAGAAAUGAAAUUACUUGAAUUUAAAUUAAAAUUUAUUUCACAACAAGAAGAAAAUGAUCUUUUAAAAUAUUUAGUAUGUAUUAUUAAAAUUUAA